This is a messenger RNA of Acanthosepion pharaonis, 2073 nucleotides long. Lineage: Eukaryota; Metazoa; Mollusca; Cephalopoda; Sepiida; Sepiidae. The record is from the annotation of a GenBank genome assembly.
AUGCCAAACUUUUCAUAUCUAUCUAUCUAUCUAUUUAUUUAUAUAUCUCAGUCUGUUCAUAUCUAUCUUAGUCUGUUCAUAUCCAUAUCUAUCUAUUUCAGUGUAUUCAUAUCUAUCUAUAUCUAUUUUUGUCUAUUCAUAUCUAUCUAUCUAUCUAUCUAUCUAUCUAUCUAUCUAUCUAUCUAUCUAUGUCUGUUAUAUCUAAGUCUGUUCAUAUCCAUAUCUGUCUAUUUCAGUCUGUUCAUAUCUUUCUAUAUCUAUCUUUGUCUAUUCGUAUCUAUCUAUCACCUCCACUGUGAAAACUACUCUACAACACAAUCUAUCUAUCUAUCUAUCUAUCUAUCUAUCUAUCUAUCUAUCUAUGCCUGUUCAAAUCUAUCUAUAUAUAUAUCUGUUCAUAUCUAUCUAUCUUUCUCAGUCUAUUCAUAUCUAUCUAUCUAUCUAUCUAUCUAUCUAUCUAUCCGUGUCUGUUCAAUUUUAUCUAUACAUCUGUCUGUUCAUAUCUAUCAUUCUUUCUCAGUCUGUUCAUAUCUAUCUAUCUAUCUAUCUAUCUAUCUCGCUCUUCUAUUCAUAUCUAUCUAUCUAUCUAUCUAUCUAUCUAUCUAUCUAUCCCUGUCUGUUCAAUUCUAUCUAUAUAUCUGUCUGUUCAUAUCUAUCUAUCUUUCUCAGUCUAUUCAUAUCUAUCUAUCUAUCUAUCUAUCUAUCUAUCUAUCUAUCUAUCUUGGUCUGUUCAAAUCUAUCUAUAUAUCUCUCUGUUCAUAUUUAUCUAUUGUUCUCAGUCUAUUCAUAUCUAUCUAUCUAUCAUUCGAUCUAUCUCAGUUUGUUCAUAUCUAUCUAUAUCCAGCUUUGUUAAUAUCUAUCUAUCUAUCUAUCUAUCUAUCUAUCUAUCUAUCUAUCUAUCUAUCUAUCUAUCCCUGUCUGUUCAUUAUCUAUCUAUCUAUCUAUCUAUCUAUCUAUCUAUCUAUCUAUCUAUCUAUCUCUAUUCAUAUUUAUAUCCUAUCUAUAUCAGUCUGUUCAUAUCUAUCUAUCUAUCUAUCUAUCUAUCUAUCUAUCAUAGAAAUAUCUCCUUCCACUCUUCUUUCCAUCGUUUAUGUUGAUACUGUCGCUCACCCGACACCUGAAGCCUUUUGUAUUAUUCUCUUUCUUUUCUGUCACUGUCACCAAACUCCUCCCCCGAGCUUGAGACAUAAUCACAGGCACCGCCAUCAUUUCACACUUGUCUUCGACCCACCCUUACAACCCUAUCUAUCUAUCUAUCUAUCUAUCUAUCUAUCUAUCUAUCUAUCUAUCUAUCUAUCUAUCAUUCUUUCUUUCUUUCUUUCUUUCUAUCUAUCUGUUACAACCCUAUCUAUCUAUCUAUCUAUCUAUCUAUCUAUCUAUCUAUCUAUCUAUCUAUCUAUCUAUCUUUUUAUUAUAUACCGUACCCAUGGACAUUUAUGGCUUCGAUUCCAGUGGCCAGUCACUCCUAUCUCUCUUUGCCGCUCUCUCCCUUUCUCUCUCCCACUCUCUCUCUCUCUCACUUUCGUUCUUUCUUUCUUUCAGUUUUUGCUCGUCUCAUCUAUUUUCUUUUCUUCUGUUAUAUUUGUUCUUUUCUUUCUUUCAUUCUUUCUUUCUUUCUUUCUUUCUUUCUUUCUUUCUUUCUUUGACUUUCUGUUCGUCUCUUUCUCUUUUCUUUUUAUUUGUUAUAUUUCUAAUUUCUCUUUCUUUCUUUCUUUCUUUCUUUCUUUGACUUUCUGUUCACCUCUUUCUCUUUUCUUUUUUUUCCUUUUUUUAUCAUCGCCAUCUAUAGCUGCUGUUUCUUUUUCAUCGCCGUCUAUAGCUGCUGUUUCUUUUUCAUCGCCUUCUAUAUCUGCUGUUUCUCUUAACCCUCUUUGCGUUUUUGUUCUCGUCUUUCUCUUUUUAUUACUUUACUUCCUCUUUCUUUCUCCCUACCCACCGUCUUCAUUCGUCGUUUCUUAUAUAUUUUUGAUUUUCUUUUUCAUGCGUCCUUUUUGGCUCUCUUUUUUCCCCACUGUGACGCCACAUGGAAACACUUUGCAAAGGUCAUACUUACGGACGUCACGUAUCGAUUAA